This is a messenger RNA of Pseudovirgaria hyperparasitica, 2019 nucleotides long. RefSeq lists its product as uncharacterized. The record is from RefSeq and is a predicted model, not a curated record. Gene Ontology annotation, biological process: Mo-molybdopterin cofactor biosynthetic process; molybdenum incorporation into molybdenum-molybdopterin complex. Gene Ontology annotation, cellular component: cytosol; cytoplasm. The transcript has 7 exons. Gene Ontology annotation, molecular function: molybdopterin molybdotransferase activity. The coding region runs from base 1 to 2019 and encodes 672 amino acids. NCBI's taxonomy places the organism in Eukaryota, Fungi, Ascomycota, Dothideomycetes, Acrospermales, Acrospermaceae.
AUGUCGGACAGCAAAUUGACAGCUGCAAUUUUGAUCGUAUCUGAUACAGCGUCUCAGAAUGCUUCUACUGACAGAUGUGGACCUGCUUUGAAGGAAGUCUUCGAGUCGGACGAGAGAGGAUCUUUCGCAGUCUCGGAAGUCAAGAUCGUCCCGGACAGCACCGAAGCGAUUCAACACUUCAUUAAGCAUAAUACAGACCACGCCGACCCUGUCAAUCUGAUAAUCACGUCCGGUGGUACAGGCUUUGCGGUCAAAGAUAGUACCCCAGAGGCUGUGUCGCCUCUUAUACAUAAACAUGCCACAGGCCUUGUGCAUGCAAUGUUGUCUGCAUCCCUCGCAAUUACCCCAUUCGCCAUGAUGGCGCGACCAAUAGCUGGUGUGCGCAACAGUACUCUAAUAAUCACUUUGCCAGGAUCACCGAAAGGUGCAAAGGAAAAUUUAGAGGCUAUUCUUCGUCAGUUACCACAUGCCUGCCAACAAGCCGCUGGGGCUGAUUCCCGAGAGUUGCAUGUUGGAGGCGUGACGCAAUUGGAACAAGACGCCGGAUUGAGACGUUUUAUGACCGUCAAAGGUAUGUCAGUAUACAAUUGCGAGAUAUACGGUCAUGUACAUGGCAGCCACAAGGCACCGGUUCCCCAUACCAAAUCCGAAUCUCAUCCGCAGUCAAACGAUCCAAACGCUGGGCCUAGCAGACGAUACCGCAGCUCGCCAUACCCGAUGCUCUCAGUAGACGAGGCUUUGCAACUUAUACAAGAGCAUACCCCUUCAUCGAAAGCAGUAAUGAGACUCGUAGAUGAAGCUCUAGUUGGUAGUGUGCUCGCAGAUGAUGUCAAAGCCGUUGAGUCUGUCCCUGCUUUCAGAGCCAGUAUUGUUGAUGGAUAUGCCAUCAAGCUGCCAAGCUCUGGUAAAUCCGUCAAAGGCAUUUACCCAGUUGCUAUGAUCUCACAUGCGCAGGCUGGAGAUAUUGCUAGCUUGGAAGAGGGUAGUAUUGCAAGGAUUACAACUGGGGCUCCACUUCCACCGGGAGCGGAUGCUGUGGUCAUGGUCGAAGAUACAGUCCUGAAAAGCAAUACUACAGACGGUCAGGAAGAAAAGGAUGUCGAAAUUCUCACGGAUGAAAUUGUGCGUGGCGAAAAUAUAAGGGAAGUGGGUAGUGACGUGCAAGCUGGUGAAACCAUCAUGAAAAAAGGUGAAGGCAUCACAGCCAUCGGAGGAGAGCUUGGUCUUCUAGCCUCAGUUGGUGUCCGUCAGGUUCUCGUGUAUCACAAGCCUGUGGUGGGAGUCUUAAGUACUGGUGAUGAGAUUGUUCCUCAUGAUAGACUAGGAGAUCUACGCCUAGGUGAAGUCCGAGAUACAAACCGACCGACACUAUUGACGGCAAUACAGGGCUCUGGAUUUAAAGCCAUGGACCUGGGUAUCGCUUCAGAUAAGCCAGGCGCCCUAGAAGAAGCCUUGCGCACCGCAUUCACUCACGUAGAUGUUCUCAUUACAACUGGUGGGGUCUCCAUGGGCGAGCUUGACCUUCUGAAGCCUACUAUCGAGCGAGCUCUUGGUGGUACGAUUCACUUUGGCCGAGUCAACAUGAAGCCUGGCAAACCGACGACUUUUGCAUCUCUUGUUCUCAAAAACCCGACUUCAGGGGCCAGGAUCACAAAAUUAAUCUUCUCCUUACCUGGGAACCCAGCUAGUGCAACAGUCUGCUACCACCUGUUCGUUUUUCCGUCCCUACAUACAGCCAGUGGUAUUAGUCCUCCAGGACUGCCGAAGGUUACUGUGAUAUUGGAGUCUGCAGUCCGUUGUGACAAAGGUCGCCCUGAGUAUCACCGAGUCGCUGUCACAGCUAAAAGAGACGGGAUCCUAUAUGCAAAUAGUACUGGUAUGCAGAGAAGCAGCCGCAUUGGUAGCUUCAAGAGUGCAAACGCACUUUUGUGCCUACCUGCAGGGAAGGGAAUGCUUUCGAAAGGUGACAAAGUGGACGCUUUGUUGAUGGGUCAAAUAGUCGGUUAUAUUGACGCGUGA